Galeopterus variegatus (Sunda flying lemur) is the source of this 534-nucleotide messenger RNA. RefSeq names its product myotubularin-related protein 13-like. The transcript has 5 exons. Gene Ontology annotation, cellular component: cytoplasmic vesicle. The annotation marks the transcript as partial. Gene Ontology annotation, biological process: regulation of Rab protein signal transduction. The record is from RefSeq and is a predicted model, not a curated record. NCBI's taxonomy places the organism in Eukaryota, Metazoa, Chordata, Mammalia, Dermoptera, Cynocephalidae.
UUUUGUCAGCCUGGUGGGUGGCAGCUGUCCAGAGAAAGGAAGCAGCCAACAUUCUUUGUGGUGGUCCUGACAGACAUUGACUCAGAUCGACAUUACUGCUCAUGCCUGACCUUCUACGAGGCAGAGAUCAAUCUCCAGGGAACUAAGAAGGAAGAGAUUGAAGGUGAAGAGGAAGUGUCUGGUUUAAUUCAGCCUGCAGAAGUGUUUGCUCCCAAAAGCCUGGUGUUGGUUUCCAGAUUAGAUUAUCCAGAAAUUUUUAGGGCUUGCCUGGGUUUGAUCUAUACUGUGUAUGUGGACAGUCUGAAUGUCUCCUUGGAAAGUCUCAUUGCAAACCUUUGUGCCUGCCUUGUCCCAGCAGCUGGAGGGUCUCAGAAGCUGUUUUCCUUGGGUGCAGGAGAUAGACAGCUGAUCCAGACUCCUUUACAUGAUAGUCUUCCAGUCACAGGCACUAGUGUGGCUCUCCUAUUCCAGCAGUUGGUCUAUGAGAAGUAUUUUUGUUUACCUGAAGAUUUGUACUUUAAGUGUGGGAAAUAA